Molecule: messenger RNA, 1293 nt
Organism: Coccomyxa subellipsoidea C-169
Lineage: Eukaryota; Viridiplantae; Chlorophyta; Trebouxiophyceae; Coccomyxaceae
Product: ferrochelatase-domain-containing protein
Exons: 10
Coding region: 1-1293 (430 amino acids)
Biological process (GO): heme biosynthetic process
Molecular function (GO): protoporphyrin ferrochelatase activity
Source: RefSeq, a predicted model, not a curated record
AUGGACGCUGUUGAGGGAUGCACAGCUGCCGUGCGGCUGCCGCCAGAAGAGAAAGUGGGGGUCCUGCUGCUGAAUCUGGGAGGACCGGAGACUUUGGAUGAUGUGGAGCCCUUUCUGUACAACCUCUUCGCAGACGACAGCAUCAUUCGCCUGCCUCCCUAUGCGCGCUUCCUGCAGCGGCCGCUGGCGAAGUUGAUCAGCAGCCUGCGCGCGCCCAAGAGCUCGGAGGGCUACAAGCGCAUCGGCGGCGGCUCGCCACUGCGGCGCAUCACAGAGCAGCAGGCCGACGCGCUGGCGGCUGCGCUCAAAACAGAAGGCCUGGAUGCGAAGGUGUACGUUGGCAUGCGCUACUGGUCGCCCUUCAUCGAGGAUGCCAUGGAUCAGAUCAAGGCGGACGGCAUGACUCACCUGAUCGUCAUCCCGCUGUACCCCCAGUUCUCCAUCUCCACCUCCGGCUCCAGUCUGCGCCUGCUGGAGAAGAUGUUUGAGAGCGACCCCGCCCUCUCCGGCCUCAAACACUCCGUCAUCGCCUCAUGGUACUUCAGGGAGGGAUAUCUGAGGGCGAUGGCGGAGCUGAUAGAGAAGGAGCUGCAGAAGUUUGACUCACCCGAGAAGACAGAGAUCUUCUUCAGCGCGCACGGCGUCCCUGUGUCAUACGUGGAACAGGACGGGGAUCCUUACAGGGACGAGAUGGAGCAGUGUGUGGGCAUGAUCAUGGACCGGCUGCAGCAGCGGGGGGUGACUAACUCAUACUCGCUAGCCUACCAGUCCCGCGUCGGCCCGGUGGAAUGGUUACAGCCGUACACAGAUGCAAAGAUCCGGGAGCUGGGGGCGUCAGGGGUGAAGCAGCUGCUGGCAGUGCCCAUCUCCUUUGUCUCGGAGCACAUAGAGACUCUGGAGGAGAUUGACAUGGAGUACAGAGAACUCGCCCUUGAGUCUGGCGUCCAGGCGUGGGGUCGCGUUCCGGCGCUGAACACGAAUCCAACAUUCAUCGAUGACCUGGCGGCCAUGGUGCUUGAGAAGCUUCCCAGCGCUGCGCCGCGGCCCGGCUACAUCCCCUCCCUCAACGACAGCAUGAACCUGGGGCCCAUUCCCGGGCGUGUGGAGGAGAUCUUGCAGACGUAUGACCGCGAGCGGCGCGUGCUGCCGGCACCUGUGCGCAUGUGGCAGUGGGGCUGGACCAAGAGCGCCGAGACCUGGAACGGCCGCAUCGCAAUGUUGGCAGUGCUCACAAUUCUCCUGCUGGAGGUGACAACUGGACAAGGCGUCCUCACUCAAUGGCUGAGGCUCUGA